GCCGGGAUCUCGGACGCCGCCGCUACCACUGCGGCCCGGGCCCGACUCCCCGCCCCGCGCCGGGCGCGCUCGCCAUUGGCCGCGUUUCACACUGGCGGCCGCCUCCGGGCUCCCCGCCGCCGUUGCGGCGUCCGCCAUGGGCGAGGAGGACUACUACCUGGAGCUGUGCGAGCGGCCGGUGCAAUUCGAGAAGGCGAACCCGGUCAACUGCGUCUUCUUCGAUGAGGCCAACAAGCAGGUGUUUGCUGUUCGAUCUGGUGGCGCUACUGGGGUUGUAGUUAAAGGACCCGAUGAUAGGAAUCCGAUUUCAUUUAGAAUGGAAGACAGAGGAGAAGUGAAAUGCAUUAAGUUUUCCUUAGAAAAUAAGAUAUUGGCUGUUCAGAGGACUUCAAAGACUGUGGAGUUUUCUAAUUUUAUCCCUGAUAGUUCUCAGCUGGAGUACACGCAGGAGUGCAAGACCAAGAAUGCCAAUAUACUAGGAUUCUGCUGGACCAGUUCUACUGAAAUUGUCUUCAUAACAGAUCAGGGGAUCGAGUUUUACCAGGUAUUACCAGAGAAACGAAAUCUAAAACUCCUCAAGAGCCAGAACAUCAAUGUGAAUUGGUACAUUUACUGCCCUGAGAGUGCCGUGAUUCUCCUGUCGACCACAGUCCUUGGAAAUGUUCUGCAGCCUUUUUAUUUCAGGGCUGGCACUAUGUCGAAGCUGCCCAAGUUUGAGAUUGAAUUACCAGCUGCGCCUAAGUCAACUAAACUUAGCCUUUCUGAAAGAGAUAUUGCAAUGGCUACGAUCUAUGGACAGCUUUAUGUUCUCUUCUUGAGACAUCAUUCACGGACUUCAAACAGUACAGGAGCGGAGGUAGUCUUGUAUCAUCUACCACGAGAAGGUGCCUGUAAAAAGAUGCACAUACUGAAAUUAAAUAGGACAGGAAAGUUUGCCCUAAAUGUGGUGGAUAACUUGGUGGUUGUUCAUCACCAGGAUACAGAGACCUCUGUAAUAUUUGACAUCAAGUUGAGGGGAGAGUUUGAUGGCACAGUCACCUUCCAUCACCCAGUGCUUCCUGCUCGAUCGAUUCAGCCCUAUCAGCUCCCCAUGGCAGGUCCUGCUUCCAUGGCCAGCCAGUCCCCAGUCCCCUGUAAACUCUAUUCUUCAUCCUGGAUUGUCUUUCAACCCGACAUCAUUAUCAGCGCAAGCCAAGGUUACCUCUGGAACCUCCAGGUGAAGCUCCAGCCCAUAGUAAAUCUCUUGCCAGAUAAAGGAAGAUUGAUGGACUUUCUCCUCCAGAGAAAGGAGUGCAAGAUGGUCAUCCUGUGUGUGUGUUCGCAGAUGCUGAGCGAGUCAGACAGAGCGACGCUGCCUGUGAUAGCCACCGUUUUUGACAAACUCAAUCAUGAGUACAAGAGGUACCUCGACGCUGAGCAGAGUUAUACAGUGGCAGUAGAGGCAGGGCAGAGCCGAAGCAGUCCACUUCUGAAACGGCCUGUGCGGACCCAGGCUGUUGUUGAUCAGUCUGACAUGUACACCCAUGUCCUGUCGGUGUUCGUGGAAAGGAAGGAGAUGCCUCAUAAAUUUGUGGUAGCUGUACUGAUGGAAUAUAUUCGCUCUCUUAACCAGUUUCAGAUUGCAGUACAGCAUUACUUACAUGAACUUGUUAUCAAAACACUCGUCCAGCACAACCUCUUUUAUAUGUUGCAUCAGUUCCUGCAAUACCAUGUCCUCAGUGACUCAAAACCUUUGGCUUGUUUGCUAUUGUCCCUAGAAAGUUUUUAUCCUCCUGCUCAUCAGUUAUCUCUGGAUAUGUUGAAGAGACUUUCAACAGCAAAUGAUGAAAUAGUGGAAGUUCUUCUUUCCAAACACCAAGUGUUAGCUGCCCUAAGGUUUAUCCGGAGCAUCGGUGGCCAUGACAACAUUUCUGCACGGAAAUUUUUAGAUGCUGCAAAGCAGACCGAAGACAACAUGCUUUUCUAUACUAUAUUCCGAUUUUUUGAACAACGAAACCAGCGUUUGCGAGGGAAUCCAAAUUUCACACCAGGGGAACACUGUGAAGAGCAUGUUGCUUUUUUCAAACAGGUUUUUGGAGACCAAGCUCUAAUGAGGCCUACAACAUUCUGAAAUUUGCUGGUUUUUUGUUUUUUUUUUUUACAAAAAUGUGUACAAAGUUAAUUUAUUGCAU
Choloepus didactylus (southern two-toed sloth) is the source of this 2171-nucleotide messenger RNA. It is a transcript of the gene RMC1, whose product is annotated as regulator of MON1-CCZ1. Gene Ontology annotation, cellular component: lysosomal membrane; late endosome membrane; Mon1-Ccz1 complex. The record is from RefSeq and is a predicted model, not a curated record. Gene Ontology annotation, molecular function: protein binding. NCBI's taxonomy places the organism in Eukaryota, Metazoa, Chordata, Mammalia, Pilosa, Megalonychidae. The coding region runs from base 137 to 2110 and encodes 657 amino acids. Gene Ontology annotation, biological process: regulation of autophagy. The transcript is spliced from 20 exons.